UAAAGAUUCAACAGAAUCUCGUGAAUCUCUCUAACCUCUAUAAACUCUAAUCUCUCUCUCUCUGUAUCUUCUUCAUUUCUCAAAAACAAAGAUUAUCAAAUCCUCUCUUACACGUUGCAAAAAAUGGCGGCGAGUCUCUCUUGUUCCGCCUCUGAUUUGAUUCCUUUACUAUCAGGUGGAGCCAACGCAACAGCCGCAGCAGCAGCAGCUGAAUACAUCUGCGGGAGAUUCGAUACAGUCGCCGGGAAAUUCACAGACGCGUCUUACGCCAUCGACAACACUUUCCUCCUCUUCUCUGCUUACCUCGUUUUUGCCAUGCAGCUAGGGUUCGCCAUGCUCUGUGCUGGAUCUGUACGCGCUAAAAACACGAUGAACAUCAUGCUCACCAACGUCAUCGACGCUGCGGCCGGAGGUCUCUUCUAUUACCUCUUCGGUUUUGCCUUCGCCUAUGGAUCUCCUUCUAAUGGAUUCAUCGGAAAACAUUUCUUCGGGAUGAAUGAUUUCCCUAAACCUUCUUUUGAUUAUCCUUAUUUUCUUUAUCAAUGGACGUUCGCCAUCGCUGCUGCUGGGAUCACGAGCGGUUCCAUCGCAGAGAGGACUCAGUUCGUUGCGUAUUUGAUCUAUUCGUCGUUUCUUACGGGUCUUGUUUACCCUAUUGUCUCGCAUUGGUUCUGGUCUUCUGAUGGUUGGGCUUCUCCAGCUAGAUCUGAGAACCUUUUGUUUCAAUCAGGUGUGAUUGAUUUCGCUGGAUCUGGUGUUGUUCAUACGGUUGGAGGUAUUGCCGGUUUAUGGGGAGCUUACAUCGAAGGACCACGGAUUGGUAGGUUUGGUCAUUCGGGUAAACCGGUUGCGUUGCGUGGUCAUAGCGCCACGUUGGUUGUUUUAGGAACGUUUCUGUUAUGGUUUGGAUGGUAUGGUUUCAACCCUGGCUCGUUCGCUACUAUUUUUAAAUCGUAUGGUGCGUCUCCGGGGAACUCGUUUUACGGACAAUGGAGCGCUGUUGGUAGAACUGCCGUGACGACUACGUUAGCUGGUUGACGAUGGGAACUCUGGGUUAGUUUGACGAUGGGAACUCUGUUUUUUAUUUUACAUAAACUGAAACUGUUGAGGAUACCGGCGGAGGAUGAGAUCGCCGGAGUGGAUCCGACGAGUCAUGGAGGGUUGGCGUAUAUGUACACAGAAGAUGAGAUCAAGAAUGGGAUCAUGGUUAAGAAGGAGGGUGAAGGACAACAAUUAGGUGUUUGAUUUUUGUUUGGUUUAGUAAUGUUUAUUUAGCUUUGUGAUCUUAGUAACGCAUGGGAAUAAAAAGUAUAUUAGUUUCGCUGUUUAC
Molecule: messenger RNA, 1330 nt
Organism: Camelina sativa (false flax)
Lineage: Eukaryota; Viridiplantae; Streptophyta; Magnoliopsida; Brassicales; Brassicaceae
Source: RefSeq, a predicted model, not a curated record